CAUACGUAUUAAUCAGCGGUUCGAGUAGCGAACGAAUCGAAAACUACCGACUAGCACUUGUCGUAUACGCAGUUAAACAAAAAUAUUCAACGAAAAUGGUUCAAAAAAUAAAGGUUUCGAUCCUCUUUCUUACGGUCUUGUUUGGAAUGGGGGCGAACGGAUUCGGUUGGUUCGACUAUUCUUCAUCAUCUGAAACCGACAGUGCUUACCAUCUGGAUAACGAUCUGGAAUUAUACGAUGAUGACUCUGAUGAUCGUAUAUCGUUCGACGAUUUUAAAAGACUUUUCAAUGUACAAACAAGCCCGGACGACGAGAAAUGGAACGAAAUCGAUAAUCUGGAACUGAUUGACUACACUCAAGACGAUCAGUUUGUUGAAAUGGUACAACAUUCUGAGGUGCAUGGAGUAAUGAUGUAUACGCUUGGGAAACGUGUUAGAGGUGAUAAGUUAGUUGCAUCCAGUGCGAAAAAUCAGACCUGGGCACAAUAUCAAGACAUCAAAUCAAACAUGACUUAUCCGGCCAAUGGUGUUGUUGGAAGGAACUUGACCUACGUUGAGAUACAAGUCAACCAGACCUCAAACUUGGGCCAAGCGUAUGUGGUGCGAGGUGGUGUUAAUCAGCGCUUUAUUACAAUCAUUGUUGAGGCCUACCGUACAAUGUACUUCAAUUUUAAGACAUCGUUUUAUGGACUAUAGUCCGUCGUUGUAUGAUUUAUAUUUUUAUACCUUGAAAUGAUAUUUUGUAAUUAUGGCAAUAGAUCUUAGUUGCACCAACAGUCGAGGGUGAGGGAUAACUUACUGAAACGUUUGAAGUAAUUUCGAUUACUAGAAAUCAGUGCGGCAUUUGCUUCUAUCUCAAGUAUGAGAAAUGCAUGACGAUGAUCGUUAAGUUUAACUAAAAUUGAAAAAAUGUACGAUUCGAUUUUGUUGUGAAAUAAAAAUCCAAAACCUGAAGAAAAAAAAUAUACGCUCAAACUAAC
This is a messenger RNA of Bradysia coprophila, 979 nucleotides long. RefSeq lists its product as uncharacterized. The record is from RefSeq and is a predicted model, not a curated record. Lineage: Eukaryota; Metazoa; Arthropoda; Insecta; Diptera; Sciaridae.